AUGAUUUUUGAAGCUCAACAUAUACAUAAAUCCUAUCACAACCAUGUCGCACUCAACGAUGUGAGCUUAAGCGUAGAAAAACAAUCUAUUUUUGGAUUACUUGGACCAAAUGGAGCAGGAAAAACUUCUCUAAUUAGAAUUAUUAACCAAAUUACGGCACAAGAUUCCGGAACCAUUUUAAUCAAUGGUGAAAAGCUGAAUCCUUCCCAUAUUUCUGACAUAGGUUAUUUACCUGAAGAAAGAGGGUUAUAUAAGAAAAUGAAGAUUGGAGAACAAGCCAUGUAUUUAGCCCAACUCAAAGGAAUGAGUAAAGGAGAUGCUAAAAGAGAGCUCUUACAGUGGUUUGAAAAAUUUGAAAUUGGGAAUUGGUGGGACAAAAAAGUUGAAGAGUUAUCAAAAGGUAUGGCUCAAAAAGUUCAAUUUAUUACCACUGUCCUUCAUAAACCUAAGAUUUUAAUUUUGGAUGAACCUUUUAGUGGUUUUGAUCCUAUUAAUGCGAACCUAAUAAAAAGUGAGAUUAUGCAAUUAAAAGAAGAAGGGGCUACCAUCUUUUUGUCUACUCACAAUAUGGGAAGUGUGGAAGAAAUUUGCGACAACAUAGCAUUGAUUAAUUCUUCUAAAAAAGUAUUGGACGGUAAGGUUUCUGAAAUUAAACAAGAAUUCAGUAAAAAUGUAUACGAAAUAGAUUUCAAAGGAAAUAUGAUUGGCUUUGCUAAUGCCUUGUGGACAAACUAUGAGUUAAUUGACAAACAAUCAUUUGACAAUGAAAACCAUCGAGCUACAGUCAAAAUACUUGGUAACAACUCUUUAAACAACUUGCUUUCCACCCUUAUUAACGAAGAAGUAGAAUUAAAACAAGUGAAUGAGAUUAUUCCAACCAUGAGUGAAAUAUUUAUUGAGGUCGUAGAAACAAACAACCAAUUGGUAAGCUAA
Messenger RNA from Penaeus vannamei (Pacific white shrimp), 933 nucleotides. The record is from RefSeq and is a predicted model, not a curated record. Lineage: Eukaryota; Metazoa; Arthropoda; Malacostraca; Decapoda; Penaeidae.